Drosophila yakuba is the source of this 1415-nucleotide messenger RNA. RefSeq names its product UPF0046 protein C25E10.12. The coding region runs from base 267 to 1169 and encodes 300 amino acids. The transcript has 2 exons. Lineage: Eukaryota; Metazoa; Arthropoda; Insecta; Diptera; Drosophilidae. The record is from RefSeq and is a predicted model, not a curated record. Gene Ontology annotation, molecular function: hydrolase activity.
CAGCUGUUUGCCCCGGCAAUGACGUCACGCGUGAACAGUCAAUUUCUUGUAUUUUGAUUGGUAUUAUCAAAUUAGUAUCGCAUUUAUCUGCAAAUACUUGACUAAACAUAAAUAAACACGUGCUAAUCAGGGCUCGACAAUGUCGCCGGCGAUUGCGACAAGUGGUUAAAGGCCUAACACAAUGGCAAAACAAUCAGCGGCCGACGAGGCGCAAAGAAGCUAAACAGGAAGAAUCGUUAGAAAAGUUCAUAAAUAAUAAUAUAAAAAUGGAAGUGCCAGUGCAUCCGCUAAGCCAAGACCCCACAUCCGCUUGGAAGGAGAUCAGCAAAACGCAGCGGGUGAUCAAGGUGACGAUGAAGCCACCUACCACCACAGUGGCUCCCAACAAGGCGCGAGUGGUUUGCAUGUCCGACACGCACUCCUUGACGCCCUACAUUAAGUUCGACAUACCAGAUGGCGAUAUAUUCAUUCAUGCCGGAGAUUUCACCAAGUGCGGCCAGCUGGAGGAGGUGGAGGAGUUCAACACUUGGAUUGGAGCACUGCCCCACCGUCACAAGAUCGUGAUUGCUGGCAAUCAUGAGCUCAGCUUCGACAGAACCUUCACUCAUCCUUUCCAGAAGAGCAAAGCUCAUGCUUCGAGCAGCAAACACACUGGAAUGUCCAUCCUCGAUGAUCUGCCCACCUUGGGCAAUGCCAAGGAGAAUUUGGAGAGCGCUGUGCAAACGCAGAAUGUCCGAGAUGUUUUGACCAACUGUCGGUAUUUGGAGGAUGAACUGCUCGAGAUUUGGGGCAUUCAAAUUUAUGGAUCACCAUGGCAGCCAGAAUUCUGCCGCUGGGCCUUUAAUGUCCCGCGUGGGACUGCAUGUUUGGACAAGUGGAAUCAAAUCCCGGAAGGCAUCGACAUUCUGGUUACCCACACGCCGCCCGUGGGUCAUGGAGAUCUCUGCUGUUCCGGCGUAAGAGCCGGUUGCGUGGAGCUACUCAGCACAGUUCAGCAACGAGUGCGCCCGAAAUACCAUGUUUUUGGACAUGUGCACGAAGGCUACGGCAUCACCAGCGAUGGCAGGAUCAUCUUUGUGAAUGCCUCGACCUGUGACAUCAAUUACCUACCCAACAAUGCCCCCAUCGUUUUCGAUGUGACGCUGCCCCCCGGAUUUCGCAAGGACUAGUAUACCUAAAUGGAUAUUUAUUGUGUCAGGUUCAAUGAAUUUAUUUUCGUCCCACUUUAAAUAUAAGUUGAAAUAUUUUGGUGCACAAAUGUAGGUGCCUGGAGAGGUUGAAUUUAAUUUGCACGAAAUAAUCACUCUUUAGAGAAACAAAUGAAUACUUAAGAUGCCAUAAAAUAUUUAUUCAAGUAGAGUGCAUUUGUCAAUAUAUAAAUUUGUAAAAAUAAAUCACUUCUGAGGACACCUAAA